UGGAGAGCAGAUGCAGCAGCAGGGUAAACAUGCAGUAAAGAGAUAUAUAUCGAGUGUCUGCGCAUGCAUAAACAGACAGGGGUGACUGUAAUGUUAAGCCAGAUUUUCUGAUUUACACCCAGCUAAUGUACUGCGCUCCUGUAACCUAAAUCUUGACUUAAGAGCCAGUGUAUGGACAGAGGGACUAGACAAGAUAACGGAACAUCUCUACAUUUCUUACCUACAGCAAAGAUGACAGCUGCCACGAGGGUGUUAGACGAGCUGUGCCACCUAACUGCUCAGUCGCUGACCAUGCUGGAUCCAGCCCAUCACUUCCAGAUCAUCAAGCUCCUGGGUGAAGGGUCCUAUGGAAAGGUCAUGCUGGCAGUGCAUAAGAAGAGAGGUACUCCCAUGGCAUUAAAAUUCUUUCCUCGGGAAUCUACUUCUCUCCUGUCUUUUCUGAGGGAGUACAAUCUCUGCCUCGCCUACUGUGCUCAUCCCUCUCUCACAUCAGCUCUGGGCAUUGCCUUCUCCACCCCGACCCACUUCGUCUUUGCCCAGCAGCCCGGCCUUUAUGGAGACCUGUAUGACGUCAUUAUUCCAGAGAUGGGCCUGGAGGAGAUCUGUGCUCAGCGAGUCGCCUCUCAGAUCAGUGGUGCUCUUUCUCACCUCCACUCUCUCGGCUUUGUCCACCGCGACGUUAAGCCAGAAAACAUUUUCCUGUGUGACCGGGACUGCCAUUGGGUGAAGCUUGGUGAUUUUGGCAUGGUGAAGGCAGUGGGCACCAGGGUACCCUGUGUGUGGUACAGUUCCCCCUACUGCACUCCCGAGGCAGAGAUAGCAAGGAAGAAGGAAGCGAGUGAUUUGAGGUCUUUGUCUGUGGAUGAGAACGCCAACAACAGAAAAGAGGAAACCCAGAAGACUCCAAAAAAACAUAUAUUAGUUUCAGUAGAGACCAGUACAGACAGCUGGGCACUGGGAAUCCUGAUCUAUGCUAUGCUAAUGGGAAAACUACCCUGGUCUGAAAGUGUUCCCGACAAUGUGGCGUAUAAUGAGUACAUACUAUGGACUGAGAGGGUGAGGACUCUUACUGAAAACUGCAAGUCAAAAGGUCAGAGGGAUUUCUGUCACAUAGCGCCACAGUUCACAGGCUUCACCCCACUGGCAUGCUCUAUGUUUCAGGCAUUACUACACGCAGACCCCAACCUCCGUGUGGCCACAGCAGAAGUAGCAGCAUAUCUGGGAGGAGCCUGGCUACAGGGUGAUGAUAUUAGUGGGUGAAUAUUGGGUGCAGCAGCAGCUCAGCACUGGGUUAGAGCACUGGGCUAUCGCUGACAGGGUUGUGGGUUCAAUACCAGGGCUCGGGAAGCCGCCACUGUUGAGUCCUGUUGGGACCCGUAACUCUCACUUUAUGUGUGUGUUCACUGCACAGAUGGGUUAAAGACAGAGGUAAAAUUCCAUCAGUGCCAUCAGUCACCAGAGUUUAUAUGGUUGCCAUGUCUUGGGAUGCAUCGAAAUAGAAACUUAAGAAGGCCACAAGUCAAACAUAUUUUUUUUUCAGGUUUUUAUUAAUUUGCCAGAUUAAACAACCUAAUUAUAUUUUGAACUAGAGUAUUUUUUCCCCAUUUUUCUCCCAGUGUGGCUAUCCAAUUGUCCCAACCCUUUGUGCGUACCCAUCACCAAUGGCGCCUGUGACCCUAGGACGGUGUGGAGGAGCGCAUGCCUCCUCCGAGACAAGUCAGUCACCCCUUUUUUUAAGCUGCUGCCGAUGCAUCAUUGCCUGAGAGGCUAGCACGCUUGGAGGAAAGCGCAGCGAAUAGGUUCAGAUACAUGAGCUCACAGAUGCCUUGUGCUGCCCAGCUCCACCUUUGAGCAUGAUGGGGAGAGAGCGCCAUCUACCCACCCGGAGGGAGCAAGGCCAAUUUUGCUUUCUCUGGGCACCAGCAGCUGAUGGCAGAGCUACAUAAACGGGAUUCUAUCCUGCGACCUCCCAUUCGUAGUGGCAGCGCAUUGUACACUCAGCGCCCCUGAACACUUUUUAACAUUUUCACCACUUCAGCUAGUUCUGAUUUGAUCAUGUCAUCAACAAAUAUUUUUUUGCCGUUUUGUUAAGUGCAUCCCUAGUGAAGAAGCAGAAUGAGACUGGUGGAACGAAAGCAAUAGCAAAUUUAAAUGAUAGAAAAAAAAUCGAUCUUUAUUGGCAUCUGUUUAUGUAUUUAACAGAUCUCUGUAAUAUCUUUGUAAUUAUCAUUACAACUCUAUGUACGUCUAUGUAAAUGUACACUAUAUACAGCAUAUGAGUGAAUUAAGUUAUCACGAGCACAAAUUGCUAACAUAGAUGUUUUAUUGCGCAUACACAGUUUGUAUAAUCUGCACAUAAAACAUGGCCAUGUCCAAUGGCAGAAAUUGGCUAGACAUCGGUAUAAAUCACCUCCCAGCAUUAGGUGGUGAAGAUAUACAACAUUUCAAUGAUGGAAUAAGUUUAAGUGAAGUUUGUGAUGCAGAUCCAAUCGUCCAACAUAACAGCUAACAUCCCACGCAGCCAUGCAUCCCAGGGCUAAAUACAACCAAAUCCUCACAGCAAUGUUACAACAUCUAUCAUAGAGCUGCAUGAAAAGAGUAGUGGUUGUUAGUUCAGCAAAAUUAACCCUUUGGACAAAUAUAGUAUCUUCACAUUUUUAUACAAUGAACAUAGAGUAUAUUGUGUUCUCUGGAUUUUCUGUUUUAUAUUGCAAAAUAUAUUGUUGUACCUUAUAAUAUUCAACGUUUUCUUGUUGGAAAUCUUUAAUAUCUGAAAUAAAAUGAACCAGAGCUCUUUCUUUGUUACUUAUCUAAAAGAAAUGUUGAUAUGUCAACUUCUUCACAAAUAUGUUUAAACCCUAGAUUCUAUAAUUCUUCCUGUGUAAAAAAUGUUAAUACUUUUUCAUACCUUUGAACAUAAAUCGUUAUAUGGUUUAAAUAAUCUUUGGUAUUCUUGGGCAACAUUGUAUUAAUCUGCCUUAUGUGAUCAAACAUGACAGACUUUUUUUAUUUACAUGACCUAAUUGGUGAAAUUCGGUAAAACUGGAUUAUAUAACAUUAAGAUUAACAUUAAGAGAUUUUUUAAAAUUAGAAUUUAAUACAUAAAUAAAGUAAAGUUUGGAUUUAAGGUAUUUACUUAAAUAGUGAGAUUAGAAACAAAAGAAAAGAGAUCUUAAAAGAAGCCACAAAAAAAAUAAGAAAAGAUCUCAAAAGAAACAAAGGCUCACAAAAAAAGAGAUCUUAAAAGAAGCCGCAAGAAAAGAGAAAAUAUCUGUGUUUCUAAGUUUUGUUUUUCAAGGAGCCUUUUCUAAGUUUCUUUAAGUUUCAUUUCAUUUCCUUUGUCUGGGCCAUGCCAUGUGGCAGCAGAUCCUUCGUUUGAUUUUCCCGCCCUUUUUCCACUGCCACAUUUAAGGCCCUCAUCCAAAGCCACUGCACACGCUCUCAGUAGUGCAGUGGUAGCACACCCGUCUGCAACUCCAAAGGUUGGGAGUUCUAACCCCGGUUCAAGCACUCCAUCCCAGAUCUAUCAAACCAUUUACACAGACACACAAGUAAUAUCAAAUAUAUUGAUAAAUAAAAA
Astyanax mexicanus (Mexican tetra) is the source of this 3580-nucleotide messenger RNA. RefSeq names its product serine/threonine-protein kinase SBK1. Gene Ontology annotation, biological process: peptidyl-threonine phosphorylation; peptidyl-serine phosphorylation. The coding region runs from base 172 to 1260 and encodes 362 amino acids. Lineage: Eukaryota; Metazoa; Chordata; Actinopteri; Characiformes; Acestrorhamphidae. The record is from RefSeq and is a predicted model, not a curated record. The transcript has 5 exons. Gene Ontology annotation, molecular function: ATP binding; protein serine/threonine kinase activity.